Molecule: messenger RNA, 6054 nt
Organism: Bactrocera oleae (olive fruit fly)
Lineage: Eukaryota; Metazoa; Arthropoda; Insecta; Diptera; Tephritidae
Product: homeotic protein labial
Biological process (GO): regulation of transcription by RNA polymerase II
Cellular component (GO): nucleus
Molecular function (GO): RNA polymerase II cis-regulatory region sequence-specific DNA binding; DNA-binding transcription factor activity, RNA polymerase II-specific
Source: RefSeq, a predicted model, not a curated record
GUAGUGGUUGCCGUGGCUGGCCAUGUAGUUCGCCAGCAAUCGUGCUCUGAUUCAGUAACGAUUUGGUUGUGCGGUGUUAAUAAAUAAAGUGUGCUGUGAGCGCAUGUCGUACGAAAUUUUCAAUGAAGAACUCAUAGAGCGUGUGACGACGUGACGCUGUAUGACCGAACACGAAGCUUCUAUGUGUAUGUGCUCGUAUGUACUGGAAAAGGUGUAUUAGAAAAUUGUUAAAUUCCAUAUUCUAAGUAACUAAACGCUUAGCAAGUUCAGCUGAACGCGAUGAACUGUCAGCAGUGUAUGGUGUUUUUGUACUGUUAGCAAAUAAUAAAAGCUUAGCUAGUAAUCAAUUGUGUGCCAAUGUGUUAAAUUCGUAAAUUUGUGCAUAAACAAAUACAUAGGUGCCUGUCAUAUACCGAUAAAAUCAAAGCGUGUUAAGUGAAAAGUGAAUACUUAAACAAGUUUGUUGAAUUUAAAGAACUUUAGAAAACGCAAUUGCAUUUGUUAUUAAUUCGCGUGAAACCCUUGCACCCGUGUGUAUUUAAUAUCUCCCUCACACUUGGCGGCUUUUCAAUAUGAUGGACAUUAGCAGCAUGUAUGGCAAUCAUCAUCCACAUCAUCAGAACAGCUAUCAUGCCAACAGCGCCGCCACCGCCGCCGAUAUGGCCGCUGUAGUCUCCUCAACUGGUUAUCCCAACGCUUACUUUCCAACCGCUACCGCUGCGGCCAUGCCGACGCAUCACCAUCAGACACAUCAUCACCAACACCCGUUGGGAUACGCCGGCUAUGUGACGGACGGUUCGUCGCCCAACUAUUAUACGCAGCAGCAGCAACAACAAUUAACGCCUCCACCACCCUCGUUGCAGCAUGCUCCAGCGCUUCUAAAUCAAAACUCUACUGCUGGCUCCCAACUACAACAACAACAGUCACAGGCACAGCAGCAGCCAUCGAUGUACCCGCACGCACACCUUUUCAGUCCCAGUGCUGCCGAAUAUGGCAUUACAACAUCUUCGAGUGCUGGCGCGGUUACUGCCUCGGGCACACCUUUGCACCCGUCCAGUCAUUCGCCCACAGACUCUUAUUAUGAAAGCGAUUCAGUACAUUCCUAUUAUGCGACGGCUGCAGUAGCAGCAAUACCACCUGCUACCAACUCGCCGACAUCCGCGUCCAACGCGAUACAUGGUAAUGCAACGGCGCCAAUUGAUGCGCCAAUCAUAAGCUCAGAAAAUGGCUUAAGCUACACCAAUUUGGAUUGCUUAUACAAUCAAAGUGCUCCAACACACGCACAACAGCAGCAACAAAUGCAACACAAUUAUGCCUCUUUGCCCGCAAAUAAUGUUGGCAGUAGUGGCGGUAAUGUGGAGGAAAAAUACGCCACUAUGUUGCAUUCGACAUAUGGCGGUGGCUCAGGUUUACCAUUCGAUGAACCCCUUAUGCAGCAAGCCAUGUCAGCAAGUCAACAACAAUCACCACCUCAAAUGUGGCAUCAUCAGCAUAUGGCACAAGGGGGGUACACAAUGGAUGCCGGCAUUUCUAUGGAAUCACUGGGUAUGCAUCCCUUGAAUAUGGCGCACAUGCAAACAGUGCCGCCACCCCAACAUACGCAUCAACUUCAAACACAAACACAACAACAACAUUUGCAACAGCAUCAAGCGCAAUUGCAAAAACAUGGCUCGCCAAAUGGGCCGUGCAUAAGCUCGCGCAGUCAGCAAGUUGUCUCGCCCGACUGCACCGGAUUGCCUUCAUCGCCGGGCUCCUCAUCUAGUCAAGCGGGCUCACACAACAAAUCCCCGAAUCAAGCCAGCAAUUUGCCAACGUAUAAGUGGAUGCAGCUGAAACGAAAUGUACCCAAGCCACAAGCACCCAAACUACCUGCCACCAUACACGAUUAUCAGCUGAACGGGCAUCAGCUAGACAUUUGCCGUGGCAGUUUGCCCGCCAGCCAGCCGACACAGACGGGCCUACUCUUAGCGGGUGGCAACGGCAACACGUCGGUCUUGAGCAUUUGUGCGCCCAAUAUGAGCAGUUGCAGCCUGAGUGCCACCAACAAUUCGGGACGCACCAAUUUUACCAACAAACAGCUGACCGAAUUGGAGAAGGAGUUCCACUUCAAUCGUUAUUUGACGCGUGCGCGACGCAUCGAAAUCGCCAACACGCUACAACUCAACGAGACGCAGGUGAAAAUCUGGUUCCAAAACCGACGCAUGAAGCAGAAGAAACGCGUCAAAGAGGGUCUAAUACCGGCGGAUAUAUUGACACAACAAAGCGUCGCCACCACGACGGCAGCAACAACGAACAGCAGCGCAGCAGCGUCGGGUCCAGCGAAUCCCACUGGCAAUAUUAAUGUGAGCAACAAUUGCCAAAGUAGCGCCAACAGCAGCAGCAACAACAACAACAACAGCGCGCAAAUGCACAAUGGCCCCACCGUCGGUGGAAGUAAUCACAGCGCAGCUCGUUUAGGCUCGGCGACCAACGCCAACAGCAGAGAGACUGUCACACACAACAACAACAACCACAGCAAUAACAAUGGCAGUCAGAAUAGCAACAACACAAUAACUAACGGAGAUUGUAAUCUGACAGCGAAUAGCGAUAAUAGCCGUGAAUCGAAUUAACGCAAACGCAUUUGCGCCGACAUCACAACGCUGACCACCAUCACUUAGGUGUUCCCACUGAUGACUCCAUCCGCUGGACAGGUGGAAGUACACCGACCUUAUGCUUAUUUAGGUAUUAUGUGGCAGCUAUUAGUUAGGUAACUCGAGCGCGUGUCAAUUGUGGUUAGUUUUAUUUGCCAAAUGACGAACACAUUCACCCACUACAACUACAACUACAACUGCAAUUGCAACAAAAACAAUGAGAAGGGUAGAAAAUGCGAAACAACAUGUAGCAUUUGCUCAUUUGGCUGUGAUAACUGUUUAAACUAUAAAGUCAACACUUACUAAAAAAAAUCUAUAAUCAACGCAUACACACGCACAUACAUAUGUACAACAUACAUGCACAAGUACAUAGCUAGCGAAAGGUAUGUCAGUAGCUUGUAUUAUUGUACAUACUUAGUUGUGAGUGAGUAUACGAGUAUUUGCUUUUUAAGACACACACACACCGUGCAAUAAUCAAAAUUUUUACGCACAAAAGUACAGUUAUACAUAGCACAGUCGCAUAUAAAAGUAUAUAAAUAUAUAAAACGAGCAGCUACCAAAUUGCAAAACUGAUGAUUGCAUUAAAUAUUAACUUUGAUUAGAGUCUUACACCAGCGUAAGGUGUGCUAGCAGCAUCGUGAGUGCCGUAAUUCGAUGCAGAUACUCGUGCAGUGUCGUAAAAUGUGCCAUAUUCGCUGAAUACAUAUAAGGUUUGCAAUCAAAUCAAACAUUUUUAUUUAAUAUAUAAACGUAUGUAAAUAAGUCUGAAUAUUUAUAAAACAGAAAAUUAAUUGGAAAAUAAAAUUGCUCUCCACAUCUUUAAAUAUUCGCGUUCGAAUAUACGGGCGAUUCGGUUAGCUUGGUUUAAUCAGUUAAUCGAGUCAUUUGUGCUGUUAAUUAUUCAAAUUGCUGAUUAAUCGAAUAAUUUAACAUUUUUCAAAACAAAAAAAUUUUAUAAAAAUUAAAAAAACGCGUUAGCACUGAAACAUGGAUCACUUCCUUUUAUAAUAUUUUUUGAGAAAAAUAUUACCUUUAAAUUUUAUUAUGCAUAUAAGAAAGUGUUGCAUGAGAUAAACCAACAAAGCGUAUCCAUUAUUAUUAUCAAUUCGUAUAUAAUUUUCUAAAUGAGAAAGUUUUACGUAUAUGAUUACCAAAUAGUUUUCAUUUUGUAUGCUCAAAAAGUUAAAUUUAUUUUUUGGUCACGAACUUGGAUUGGCCCAAUAUGUUGUAUUUUGAUACAAUUACAACUCACAUCCCUAAAAUGAUGAAUGAGGCUAUUUGGAAAUAUCUUCAGUGAAAAAUUUUAAGUGGCACACCUUGUGUGAAAUUAAAAAAAAAAAGCUUUUUCUAUUAUUUCGAUAGGCUAUAUCUUUAAAAAUAACAUAUUAAAAUUUCUUGGCGAUAUCUCAGAUAGUUUUGAAGUUACACGCUUCUAAAGUGUUGCCGCUCAGUUCAAUCAGCUUAGUCCGUUUAUCUUUUAGAGUGGAGCCAGGUAGAAAUGGCAUUUUUAUGAAAAAAAUAAUUUUUCGCACAAUUUAGUCGGACAUUAUCGGUUUAUAUAUAUAUAUUUUUUUUUGGGUAUCAACAUCCGUCGGAGCUAUGGCCGACCGGUAGUAGUCAUUUUGAAAAGUGGUUGACGCGAUUUCUUGAUUUUGGGUAAUCUGAAACAAACGAAACAUUUUUCAUUUUGAAGUAUGUCAAUAAUUGUAUUAUAAUUUUGUUAAAUAGCGAUGAACAAUGAUGUAGUUCAUGCGAUAGCCAAGACUUCGCCAAACUUUUAAAAAUAUUUAAAGCAAAUCGGUUCAGUAGAUCGGUCGAAAUCGUGCCAACGAGCGCUCGAGACCUUGCAUCGAGUCUCAGUUUCAAUCACUUUCAAGUAACGUUUAAGGCACAGCAAGGUUUCUAUAUUAUCCCUAAGCGUUUAAAGUGUCCGAAAAUAUAAUUAAUUUUUUUUUUUAUAAAAAAAAAGGACCUGUUUUCGCUUAAACGCAUAUUUUUGAAACCUACAUUUUUCGAAUUCGCUGGAGUGAUUACCCAGAGACAAAUAAUACGAUCUCUAACAAAUUAUAUUUUAGCGCCGUCGGGGAUCGCGUGUAACUCGAAAAAUUUUUAUUUCUUCUUUGAAAAUUUCACUGUAUAUUCUUAAAAUAUGUAUGUAUAAAUAUUCGCUUGAAAAUUUUAAACAACUGAAACAGUAGCAUUUUCUUUGACAUUCUCAAAAAUCGCCGUUUUAUAGGCUGCCACACUGGGUGUGUCGCUUAAAAUAAGAAUAACAAAAUAUGACUCCAUUUUUUUUCAAAAAGCAUUCAACCGGCACAAUGUUCACCGCCGAGUAUCAGUUGAUAUUGUUCAAAUCAACAUUUGAUUUCAAUAAAGUGCCACAACUUUUUUCGUAGCGAAUGCUUAUCUUAUGGUCACGAAAAUAUAUUUUUCAUAAAACUCCAAAUAUUUGCAAUAAAUGUAAAAAGAAAUUCGUUUAAUAUUUUAUUUAGAUUUGUGGAGGAGAAAAUUUUCGAAAGUUGAAAAAAUAAUAAUAUUUAUAUUUUAAUGUUAGAUUAUAUAAUUGGAAACAAACGGUACAGUUUUAAUAUCAUUUGACUAAUAAAAUUUGCUCGAAGAGUGGAAAGUAUUCAGACUUAGCAACGUUGUAAAUACAAUAGUAUUUAAAAUCAAUAUUACCUAUAUUAUCAAUAAGUGUUCUGUAAAUUAUACACAACUGUAACUGUACAUAUGUAAGUAUGUACACACAUAGCUAAUUGCCAUUAAAAAAUAUAAAUAAAAAAUUAAACAAAAAUAUGUAUGUAUGUAAAUUUCGAAAUUUAAUAUUAUUGAUACAAAAUACAAACUCAGGGUUUUGCAGAUGGCGAAAUAUUGUUAAUUUCUGCAAAAUAUUACGAAUAAGCGAAAACAUGAAAUUUUCUGAGAAGUUAGUGAAUACAGAUAGUAAUGCAAUGAAAUAAUCAAAAUAUAUUAUUGUAACACAUAUUUAUUUACUUUAAGCAACAACUAAGGCAUAUUCAAUUGAAUGUUCACAAACUACCAGUAUUUAUUAGCUUCUUUGUAUUACUAAAUGAUUGAUACAUAUACAUAUACAUAUAAAUAUGUACAUGCAUAUUAUUGUAUAUGUUACAAAUCGCAUUCUAUUUGUUACAUUGUGCUAAAUUAUAUAUAAAUUCUCUUUAUUUAGACUGGCAUAAGCGAUUCCUCAAAAAUGAUUGUACAAUAUAUCAAUUGAAAAUCGUUCUACAUAUAAUAGGUAUGUGAAGACGAUAUGUUUAUUAUAGCACUAAUUUUGUUGUAUAUUUAAUCAUGAUUCAUAAUUUUAACUUAAUAUAUUAGAACAAACUAGUCCUAAUGGUAAUAUACAAAUGUAUACUAAGUUAUAAAUUAUUGCAAAAUAAAAACUACAUAAUUUCAACUGUUG